Molecule: messenger RNA, 1575 nt
Organism: Sipha flava (yellow sugarcane aphid)
Lineage: Eukaryota; Metazoa; Arthropoda; Insecta; Hemiptera; Aphididae
Gene: Oli
Product: class E basic helix-loop-helix protein 22
Exons: 4
Coding region: 35-832 (265 amino acids)
Molecular function (GO): protein dimerization activity
Source: RefSeq, a predicted model, not a curated record
CGCCGCCGCCGCCGCGCUUUGUUCGGUUUUCCGAAUGGGAAUCGAACGCGAGUUCAGCGAGUGUCGCGGCAGUGACGGCAGCGUUGGUGGUGCAGCAGUUGCGGUGCGGUGGUCCACGACACUGUUAUCGACUUUCGCGUGCGUCCCCACCGAUCAAAUCGUCUCGUACACCUUAGUGCCAAGACAACUUUGUUUUCGUCAAGACCGAGAAAGUCGGAGACGUCGGAGUACGAUCAGAACCAUGGAUUUCACAUCUAGCUCCUUAGAAACUAACGGCACGUACUUCGCAUGCGAAUCGAAUCAAGUGCCCGGCCGACGGACUCCUCUGAGCGCUGUGGGGUUGGGAGGAUAUUAUUUCCCUCAACCAUCCUCAGUAGCUUCGGACGAAAACAGCCCAGGGCCGGCUUGUCAACAAUUCAACAAUGGUUCGGAUAACAGAAUACCAAACAAUGGUCAAGGUACCUCUACAAUGUCCAGCACUGGAGGAAAAUCGAAAUCCAAGCAAGGCAAGUCGGUUCGUUUGAACAUCAAUGCGCGGGAAAGGAGAAGGAUGCAUGAUUUGAACGAUGCAUUAGACGAACUUCGAAGCGUCAUUCCAUAUGCUCACUCGCCAUCCGUACGUAAAUUAUCGAAAAUUGCUACACUCCUAUUGGCGAAAAAUUACAUUUUAAUGCAAGCAAACGCUCUAGAAGAAUUAAGAAGACUGAUAACUUACAUACAGGCUCAAGGAACAAUGACCAUGCCACCAGGUUUCGAUCUACAGGCGUCGAUGUAUCCUAUCAAACCUUCACUAGCAUCACCCAAUGCAUCGCCGGAAUCUCCACAGUCUUAAAAUAAUGCCAUACAAUAGAAGUCGCUUUUAUAAUAAUAAUGAAUGUAUAAAAAUAAAUUUAUAAAUAAAAAUGCAGUUCGGAUAUAAUAAUUGUUAUCCACCAAAUUAAAUGAAGUAAAAACGUGGAGGUAUAUACAUCCUCGUAUAUAUAUAAUGUGAUUUCUUUAAAUUAUUAUGUUAUAAAUACCAAUAUAUAUUAUACAUAUAUAAUAUAUAUUUUAUAUAAAUAUUUACAUUUAAUUAUACAUUAAUACAUGUAUUGUCUUAGUUGUUAUGAAUACAAAGUGGUUUUAUAUUUUUAUGCUGUUUAAUGUAGACAGACGUUUGGAAAGCAUAUUUUGUACAUGAAUGCACUUCUUUAUAAUAUAAACUUAUAAUAACUAUAACGAUUUCGUGUUCAAACAUACAAACAUCAAUAUUGGUAGAUAUCUUUUCUAAUGUACAACAGUAUUAUAGAUAAUAUUUUUCAGAUAAUUCAUAUUAACAUUCAUAAUAUUGCUUGCAGUGAUUUUCUAUACAAAGUUUUUGUAAAUAAUGUUUGAAAAUUGCUAUUUGUAUUUUAUUUUAAUUAGUAUUUAAUAUUUUAUAUAAUAAGUUAGCUAUACGUACUGCCACGCAUACGAUAAACUAUUAUUUAGUUUAUAGAUGGUAAUAUAUAGACACGUAGAAUAAUAUGAUAUUAUGGUUUGUCAUUCAAAUAUUUAACUAACUAUAUAUAAAUUAAUUUUAAUGCGAUUUGUAAU